Molecule: messenger RNA, 2935 nt
Organism: Stegastes partitus (bicolor damselfish)
Lineage: Eukaryota; Metazoa; Chordata; Actinopteri; Pomacentridae
Product: formin-like protein 6
Exons: 17
Coding region: 103-2598 (831 amino acids)
Source: RefSeq, a predicted model, not a curated record
UCUUUAGGUAUUGCAACACAAACAAAACAGGGCCAGACACUCUGUUUAUAUAUUUGCUAUUAAACACUUUCAUGGACUGAGCAACUGCCUGGAUAAAGAAUUAUGAUGCCAAGUUUAGGGUCAAAAAGGAAAGACAAUCAAUCCAGGAUGGAUAGAAACAUUGGAGACUUGCCGCAGCUGAGCAAUGAGAUGCAGUUGAGCAUCAUGAACAAGGUGAAGAGUGGAGAGCUAUCCAUCGAGGAUGCUCUGAACCAGGCCAGGAAGGACAGCGAGCAGCUGCUCAAACAAAAGAGCCUGGCUGAAGAGGAACCGCAACCCUCCCAGUACAACUUCAGCGUUCACAAGCACGGCCGCUACAGGUGGCAGAAGCGGGUUUUUCAGAUUGACUUCAACACCAAAAUGCUGUGCAGCAUAGAGAAGGGCAUCAUCAAGCGACAGCUUCCCUUCUCUGUUGUCAAGAGUUGUGAUGAUGGAGUGGGUUCCAGGUUCUCCAUUUCCUUUAAAGGACACCAUGACUAUGAACUGGAGGCCACAUCACUGGAGGACAAACAUAAGAUCAUGCAGCUUGUGAAUCAGAUUAUUUAUGGGAACAUAUACAGCAGUCUUGACGAGGACAAUGCAGAAACACAUCAGCUGCCUCAAGCAUCACGAAGCCUACGGGAAGGUGUCUUACUACUGCACCGAGGUGGCCUGGCAUCAUUCAAAUGGGUGAAGUAUGAGGUCCAGCUCCACCCUGGUCAACUAACACUGGUGCCGUUCAAGCGGCGAGGCCCUGCUGACGGCGAGGUGACAUCCUGGGUGCCAUCGUCCAUCACCAUUCACCUGUCAGAUGGCGACACCAGUGUGCAGAAACCUCACAGCUCCGACACUUUCACUCUGAUCACCCACAAAAAUGAGUACCAGUUCAGGGUGCCGGCACCUGAUCAAACAGUGUCCCCUGGCACUGUCCAGAGCGAGCGGGAUGCUUGGGUCCAAGCCAUUCACAGACUGUGUUCGGACUGGAAGAGGAAAUCCAGGAGCGAACACAUGUACAUGGAAAUAGAGACCUUCCGACAUCUCAGCAUACCCGAAGACGCAGAGGACAGCGAUGCGGAUCUCGAGUCAAGUGGCGGAUUCAGUGCUGGAAGUACCUUUUAUCCUCCAGUUGACUAUGGAAAUGCAGACCCCACAUCCAGAGGCGGAGAUCAGUUAUCAGCAGGCGAUGUGAGUCAAACUUGUCCCUCAGCUGAUUACACAAAGCCUGUUCCUAGACCUCGCCUCACGAAGAAGAAUAUUGGACGUGAUGUUUUGCCUCCCAUCCCAUCACCAACCUCUCCCCGUGCACCUGCCCCAACAUCACCCACCUCCCCUCCACCCUCAUCCGGCCCUGCUGGCCUCACAUCUUCGUCCACAGUCCCAGAGUCUCAUGAAUCAGGCUCUUUGGUUGUUAAAGGGCCUUCACUCCCAAGCAUCCCACCUCCCCCACCUUUACCCAACAAGUUCAAGACAAAAUCAAGAAAAGCACGCACCAAGGCUUUCCACUGGGACCUUGUUGGCUCAGAGAAGAUUGCAAAAUCAUUUUGGAUACAGGAAAACGCCGGGAGGAUUGAAGUCGACACAUCACGCUUAUACGAGCAAUUUGCUGUUAAAGAUCUGGGGACGUUUGAAGCAGCUGAGCCGAGUAAUACCCAGCAUAUUAUGCUCAACCAGAAGAUUGCGCACAACUUUAACAUUUUCCUCAAAAGUUUUCCGGUGCAACCAGGAGAGCUGAAGGACAAACUGUUUGUCAUUAAUGAGGAAGAUGGAGGCCUGUCUGAUGAGCACAUCACCUCUCUGAGGAGGUACGUCCCCACUGUGGAUGAUGUGGAAAUGUACAAAUCUCACAAGGGACCUGUGACGGAACUGCAUAUUGUGGAUCAGUACAUGAUGGAGAUGUGCAACAUCCCCUGCCUGAGCACACAACUCGACCUGCUGUUGACUCUGAGAGAGCUUCCGACCAGCAUGAAAGACCUGCAGCCCCUGAUUAAUCAGAAGAUCAGAAUGUGCACGCAGCUGUACAACUCCAGGUCAUUUGUUUCCGUGCUGAAGUACAUCCUCACCAUUGGCAAUUACCUCAACGAGAACGCCGGAAAGGAAAAGGCCAAGGGAUUCCGCCUCUCCUCCUUAACUAAACUCUCCCGGCUCCGCGGCAGAGACACGAAGUUCACCUUGCUUCAUGCCCUUGUGGAGCAGAUCAUGUUGCAUGAACCGUGCUUGGCCUCUUUUACCCAAGAGUUGGCAGAAUUUGAAACUGUCCCUGGAGCUUCCAUCAAAGGCCUGACCGCAGAGGUAGAUGUCCUGAAGAACGAACUGCAAAAAGUCAUUCAGUAUCGAAAAACAUCCAAGAAGAGAAAUGCUGGAGCUCAUCACCCAAACUUCUCCAAAGACCUGAAGAUCGCUAUUGAGAAAUACAACGCAGAUCUCUCGGCACUGACAAAGACAUGCGAGGAGAUGAAGAAACUCUACUCUGUCAUACUGGUUAAAUUUGGAGAACCGGUGGACCUAGACUCUCAGGAGCUCUUUGGGCUGAUCUGUCAGUUCGUCCAUGACUUCAAGGGGGCUCAUGCUGAAACUAUAUGAUACUGGACAGAAUACAUAUUAGCAGCCACUGACACUGCAGUUUUAAGAUGCCUAUUAAAGUUAAGAAAGAUUUUUUUUUUUUUAUCCACAAUUCAAAAAGAUUAAGCGACAAAAAAUAUACUGUUGGAUAUAACUUAUAUAGCAGGAAUUAAAGAUGAUGGAGUAAUAAGGUUAUUUGUUUUUGUUUUUUUUUUAGUUUUUCUCUCCUAUGUUGUUGUACAGAUAUUUUUAUUCUAGAAUGGGGAAAUAUUGUAUAGCGAUCAUGUGCCUUAAUGACAGGUUGACUAUGUCAGUGGAAAUCAGUCUUGUGAAAAUAAAACUGAUCGACGUCACGUGA